Molecule: messenger RNA, 2439 nt
Organism: Danaus chrysippus (African queen)
Lineage: Eukaryota; Metazoa; Arthropoda; Insecta; Lepidoptera; Nymphalidae
Source: the annotation of a GenBank genome assembly
AUGAAUACAAUCACAGCAUUAAGCCAGCCCGCCUUAAACAAGCUGUUCCGCCCAAUCGAUAACUCUGGGCGGCGAGGGCGGGCGGUAAAAGUAAAUACAGUUAUAGCCGGCCAACGAUUGGCUAUAGCCGGCUACGGAAGGCGGCUAGGGCGUGUUCCGACGUUGGCUGUAUGCGAUAGACGUUGGCAGUAUAGACUCGACCGUUGCCCUAUACACAAUUUCCGAUACAAGUGGUCCACAUGGUAUCGGUCUGAGCGACCCCGGUCUGCGGGACCCCGGUCUAAGGGACCCCGCUCUAAGGGCCAUGCCAUAUGGGAUGCUGGGAUUUGUGAAACUAUCUCUUACACGAUGAUGGAGGCUACAAACCUAGCGAUGUCGCCGCGGGAGCCGAUCAAACCUCGCACAGAGCAUAAGGCUUUAGAAAUUACACGAGGGAAACCAAACCAAGUCGGUACAGUACUUCUGUAUGGCGUACCUAUCGUUUCUUUAGUCAUCGAAGGUAUUGAGAGGCUGUGUCUUGCUCAGAUAUCCAAUACUUUGUUAAAGCAGUUCUCUUAUAACGAGAUUCAUAACAGAAGAGUGGCUUUGGGUAUCACUUGUGUACAAUGUACUCCUGUACAGUUGGAAAUAUUGAGGCGAGCUGGUGCUAUGCCUGUUUCGUCUAGACGAUGUGGUAUGAUUACUCGUCGUGAGGCAGAGCGUCUCUGCAAGUCUUUUCUAGGAGACAAUGCACCACCUCGUCUACCAGAUGACUUCGCGUUUGCUGUUCAUCAUGAAUGCGCCUGGGGCUGCCGUGGAGCCUUCCUACCAGCGAGGUACAAUUCCUCACGCGCGAAGUGCAUCAAAUGCGCCUACUGCGGUCUAUUUUUUUCGCCAAAUAAAUUCAUUUUCCACUCUCACCGAGUCGGUCCUGGUGAUAAAUAUGUUCAGCCUGAUGCUGCUAACUUUAAUUCUUGGAGACGGCAUAUGAAGUUGAGUGGGAGUCCACCAGUUGAGGUUGUCCACGCGUGGGAAGACGUUAAAGCUAUGUUCAAUGGUGGGACUAGGAAACGUAUGCUGUCUGCUGCUAGACGCGUUGUUCGUAGGGAGGAACCGGAAGUUAAACGCGCGGCUUCAAGUCCGCCGGCGCCGCCCGUGCCGAGGCUAGCGGACUAUGUGUGGGGCGCGCGACUACCGCUACCGUAUGCUAUACCAUGGCUUAAACCAACUUUAUGGUCUCCUGGUGCCCUAACAGCGUUGAGUACUGUAGGUGGUAUUGAAGAACCUCGCGCCUUCAGACCAGUUCGUUCCCAUCGUCUUGAGUCACCACAACUUUCGCCAGUGUCGCCCUCUAUUACACCGUCCAGGUCUCCGACUACAUCACCUCGUCAAUCCCGCUCCCCGCUCCGCUCUCCGCUCCGCUCCCCGCUCCGCUCAUCACCGGCGCGCUCGUCUAAAAGCGACAGAGACAGUGACGAGAGUGUCGAUAUUGAGACCACAGAGGAAGAUCAGAUUAAGGACGCGAGAUGUACCUGGCCGUGUCGUGGUAUACCCAAGCCACGUGAGGAGUGGGGGGCGCUGGUUCCCAAGGUAGAGAGGGAAGAGGAACCGUGGCGACUGCCUGAUCUACGCCCGCCGCUUCAUUAUUUGCAUGACCGCGGUAAUGUCAAUUGUCAAUUUGUUACAGAUAGUGCUGCAGAAACAUCGAUAGUUUGGCUAUCGAUAGUAUUGAAGGGAAAGCUGUGCAGCUUGCGUGGCACCUUUAACGCUGCUACCGCCACCUACCACCGCGCCGCACUAACAACGAAACGAAGCAGCAAUAAUAGUUUAAGAAGAAUCCGUGUCAAAUUUUGUUGUCUAUUCCUUUUCCUGCUAAAAUAUCUAUUGAGAGUAACAAAAAUGGGUCGUUAUUCUCGUGAGCCUGACAAUCCCGCCAAAUCAUGCAAGGCGCGUGGCUCAAACCUCCGUGUUCACUUCAAGAACACAUACGAAACAGCCAUGGCAAUUAAGAAGCUGCCGCUUCGUCGUGCUGUACGUUACUUAAAAAAUGUAGUAGACAAAAAAGAAUGCAUACCAUUCCGUCGGUUCAACGGUGGAGUGGGUCGAUGUGCUCAAGCCAAGCAGUUCGGCACAACACAAGGUCGCUGGCCGAAGAAAUCCGCUGAGUUCCUCCUACAGCUAUUGAGGAACGCUGAAUCUAACGCUGACGUGAAGGGAUUGGACGCCGACAGGCUUGUCAUUGACCACAUACAGGUGAAUCGCGCCCCUUGUCUACGCCGUCGUACAUAUCGUGCCCACGGUCGUAUCAAUCCUUAUAUGUCAUCUCCCUGCCACAUUGAAGUGUGUCUCAGUGAGAGGGAGGAUGCUGUAGCAAGAGCCGCUCCCACAGACGACGCGCCCAAGAAGAAACUGUCCAAGAAGAAGCUGGCCCGCCAGAAGGAGAAGAUGAUGAGGGAAUAA